This is a messenger RNA of Spodoptera litura, 918 nucleotides long. RefSeq lists its product as uncharacterized. Lineage: Eukaryota; Metazoa; Arthropoda; Insecta; Lepidoptera; Noctuidae. The record is from RefSeq and is a predicted model, not a curated record.
AUGCUGAGGCACCGGGCCUUCGUCUUACUUACUCUCUUCAAUUUGGCCAUUCAAAUAUCUGCAGAACAAACAAUAUACUCCGAUGGCUGGAUCCCAAUGUCACAUAAUGAUAUUUAUGAGCAAAUAAGAAGAGGAACAAUAACAACAACUCAAUAUCCUGUUUACCUCAGUACGAAGACAUUGGAUGAUUUUGAUAAUAAUUUGAAUGUUGAACAAAGGUCAAUAAAGCAGAAAGAAAAUAAUGUAUUUAAAGACAUUUCAGCAAUGUCCAAGGAACCUGAACAAAAUAACAUUAAAACAGACAAAUUCGAUCAAACCACAGUUUACACUACAGAAAAUAUAAGGAAAGCUAAGAAGGUAUGGGAUCCCAAUAUUGAUACUAGAGUCGACAAUGUUUUGGCUUUGCCAGAAGUUGAUUCCAAGCCCAAUGUGUCAACUGAGAAAACCUUCGAUGUUAUAACAGCUGCAACAUCAAAUACUUACGAAGUGACUGAGCGUGUUGAUACAUCGCCUGCCGAAGAUAGUUACACAACAGAAAGUGCCGGGUACCAAUAUAAUCCGCCCACUGACGAAAACCAAAAUCUAACGUCCACAUUCUACAGAAUCCUGUCCAAAUACAAUAUCAAAACUGAGGAUAAACUGCCAAACUAUGAAUUAUCACUGCAGCGUAAAGUUCAAAAUCCCGCACGAGACACAAAUAGAGUGCUUAUACCGUAUAGAUAUAACAGUUUAAAUCAUUUGCCUGCAGACCCAUUGCUCGCCGUUUUCCUAUCAAACUAUGGGUUCUAUUUGCCAAGUUUGUAUGGGAUCAAAGCUAAUUACAAUAAUUUGUACGGUUAUUUGGCCUCUAAUAACAUUCAUAAUAACAAACCCUUCGGUUUGUAUAAAGUUUUCUCUGAUACUGAUUCAUGGAAUUAG